Molecule: messenger RNA, 2556 nt
Organism: Colletotrichum phormii
Lineage: Eukaryota; Fungi; Ascomycota; Sordariomycetes; Glomerellales; Glomerellaceae
Exons: 2
Coding region: 1-2556 (851 amino acids)
Biological process (GO): ubiquitin-dependent protein catabolic process
Molecular function (GO): zinc ion binding; ubiquitin protein ligase activity
Source: RefSeq, a predicted model, not a curated record
AUGCGUACUCCCAGAAUAGCCAUUAUCGUCCUCUUCUUCGCCGCUUCGCUCUUCCUCUUCUGCCGCUCCAUCACCUCACUGGCGCGCUCUUCCUCCUCCUCUCCCGUCAUCGCCGCCCCGGCCGCCGUACCGCGAUCACGAUUCACGAGUUUCUUCUCAUUUACAGCGCCUUUUUCCAUUUUCCAGCCAAAUGCCGCCAUCAGCCUGACCGAUGACAACAGCACUUCCUUUGUCGCUCGCCCAGCUGCCUUUGGCCCCAAUUUGCCCAACAAGGGUUUGAGCGGUCAACUAUGGAUCGGCAGUGGCUUCGCCGACGAUAACCUCCAGGAGGGUGAGGGCGAGGGCGAGUUGGGAUGCAGUGACAUUCCCGGUUGGGACGACGGCAAGGCCAACGCUGUUCUCAAGACUGCCACCAAGGGCAUGUCCAAGUCCUCCAACAAGGCUGCUGCUGCCGCCGGCAAGCCUGGUCACCACAAGCGCGACAAGACCGACAAGGACGCCGUGCCUGACGCCGUGGGUGUCCCCGUCACCCGCCUCAGGUCCAAGAUCCGCCCAGCCGACGACGGCACCGACGACUACCUCCACCAAGGCCUCGCCCGGAAGCCUCAGCCCAACCACGAUAGCGCCCUGUCCACCGAGUCGACCCACGCCGAUAUCCAAUCGAUACAAGAGGCUGCGGAGAUCGCCGGGAAGAUCGUGCUGCUCAGUCGCGGCGGCUGCGGUUUCUUGGAAAAGGUCAAGUGGGCGCAGCGACGUGGCGCCAUGGCCCUCAUCGUGGGCGAUAACACAAAGGGGGGUCCCCUGAUUCAGAUGUUCGCCAGAGGCGAUACCUCCAACGUCUCCAUCCCCUCUGUCUUCACCACCCGGACCACGGCGCACUUGCUGUCGUCCCUGACGCAGCCCGGCAGCUUCAUCGAGGAUACUCUCGACGAGCACGGCCGCCCGGCCCUCAAGGUUCUGCAAUCCGACGGGGGAAGCCGGAGGAACAGGAAGAACAAGCAAAAGGCUGCGGCGACGACGCCGACGCCGACCCCCAAGGCCACGGCAACGCCCAGGGCAAAGGCUGCCGCAAAGGGCAAGCCGGCCAAGGCCGAGCACAAGGCGGCUAAGCCCCGUACCAGCCUGUUCCGAUGGCUGUUUAGCUGGGGCCGUAGCUCACGAUCUGGCGACAGCAUUCAGCCCCCGAGCAGCGGUCGCCAUAACUGGGUUCUCGUUGACGACUGGAGCGAGGAGAAGGACAGGGUCAUCCGAGACGGCCUCGGCAAGGCCGCCAAGAGGGGCAAAGGCAAAGUUCCCGACGCUCGCAAGAGCGAAGACACAUUCCAAAUCGGUGUCCAAGACUGGCGGGAUCCCGAUUUGGUGGAUGCCCCCAGCUCCAAAGACCAGACCGAGGCCGCAGCCGCAGCCAAGGAGCAGCAGGUCGGCAAGCCCGGCAAUACCGCGAAGAGUGGCAAGGACGUCACUGGCCCCAAGGGCGGAAGCAUCACUCCCGGAAGCGGCGAGUACAACCCUGACUUGCCGCCCGUUGAGACCGAGGGAUCCACCUCCGGAAAGGAGGCUACGGCUCACGGGGGUAUCAUGUCAAAGAUUUUCGGAGAAGACGACGGUGCCGACUUCUCUAAGGAGGACAAGCCCAAGGAUCCCCCGCGGCCCUCGGAGCCCAUUCCCGACGAUGGUGACAACGACGAUGACAACGAGCCUAUUGGGCACGAUGGUCUCUGGGUUACGAUUACGCCUUCAAGCAGCUCCAGCCCCUUCUUCGAUACUCUGCUCGUGCUUGUGAUCAGCCCUCUGAUCACUUUGAGCGUCGUCUAUGCCUUGCUGAUCCUUCGCGCGCGCAUUCGCAGAAGACGCUGGAGGGCCCCCAAGUCAGUCGUCGAGCGUUUGCCCGUUCGCACGUACCACACCGUCGCGGCGUCACCCGUUCCCUCGCCGAGAAUUCCAUCACCCACGAGUCCAACACCCACCACGCCAUUGCUACAGCAGACGCCUUCCCGACCACGGCCUCGUUCUAGAACGACGACAGGCAUCCCCGAGUCGGAGAGCUUGCUGUCUGUCAACUCGGCCCUGCAGAUGCCUAGGUCGCCACCGCGGACAGAGCACGAAAAGGCAAACGGCAGCUACUCGAGCGAGUGGAAGAAGUACAUGGGCAGACAGGUCGAAUGCGUGGUUUGUUUGGAGGAGUACGUCGACGGCGUCAGCCGCGUCAUGAGCUUGCCCUGUGGCCACGAAUUCCACGCAGAGUGCAUCACGCCUUGGUUGACGACGCGCCGCCGCACAUGCCCCAUUUGCAAGGGCGAUGUCGUACGCUCUCUUGCACGCGGCUCCCCCUCUAGCCCCCGCUACGAACCGUAUCACGACGACUCUGACGACGAGGUGGAAGCCGAGGCGUCCGGCUCGCGAGACAGAGACGAGGACGUGGAGCAGGCUGGUAUCCUCUCGCCCGCGCCCAGGGGACGGCAAACCCGACCCGACGGGUGGUUGGGGAUGCUGUCUGGUAGCUUUGGGGCGUCGUCUCGCGCCAGUCGAUCAUCGCAGGAUGAUCGCAACCGGUGA